ACACGACACCCUCCCGACCAAGCCAUUCACCAUCUUCACGAACACCAUCGUUCACAACAAACUCCUCCCCUUCAAUGCAGCCGCUUUGAGGCUCCCCCUGCUCGGCGCCAAGCGGGCGCAAACCACGCCUCAACACGACUUACGAUAGUUCUCGAGUAUGUUCCUCGAUGAACAACGUCUCUUUGGACGCCAGCUAUGGAACCUCCCCGACACCUCCGCCACGAGCGCCGACAUCAGCCCGGAAUGCACUCCCUUCACGCUGCCUCAGAACGGUGUCAUCCAGCUUGCGGACUCGGUCAUCACGCUCACCACCGAUGUCAUCUUUCAACCCGUAUGCACCGGAAGUCCGCAAGAGGAUUCCUUCACGAUUGGCCACCUUCGAGAUCCAUUCUACGCCUCGACCAUACCCACCGUAUAUGUCAUCGCAUCCGCCAUGGUCAUCGCGUGGGUGCUGGUCAUCAUGCUGGCCAUCACAUCGCGGACCUCAUAUCUCGGCGCACCGCAAAGCGCUCCUGCGUUUAGCAACGGACAUGGCAUAAUCGGAGGAGCGAGCGGAGGGACGUCAGGAUUAUCAGGCGCGGGGUCAAGACCAUGGUUACAAAAGGUGGCAGCGAUCGCAGUGGCAAUAUCCUUGACCAUCGCCACGGCAGACACUUUUGUCGUCGCGGAAAGACAGUACAGCCUGGGACUCAUGGAUGCGGUCGCACUUCGACGGCAAGUGCUGGGAUCACUGGAGAUCCGAAUAACGAGAGUGAUGUCGGACAUCUUCCUCUGGCUGGCACAGGUGCAGACACUCAUACGACUCUUUCCUCGGCAUAAAGAAAAGGUCAUGAUCAAGUGGAUUGGAUUCGUCUUGAUCAUCUUUGACACGGUGUUUUCCUGCUUGAACGCGUUCUACUACGACAACACGACGCUUGUGGCACGACGGACCUUUGUGGAUGCGAUCCCCGCGUUGUCUUAUCUUUUCGAGCUGGCUCUGGGGUUGCUCUACGCCGCGUGGGUCGUAUACUACUCGAUAACGAAACGACGAUACGCAUUCUACCACCCGAAGAUGUGGAACAUCUGUGUGAUAGCGCUGCUAUCGGUGGUGGCAAUUCUCACGCCGGUUGUAUUCUUCAUCACGGAUGUCAUCGAUCAGGAUGUGGCAGGGUGGGGUGAUUAUUUCCGAUGGGUUGGAGCUGCAGCUGCAAGUGUGGUGGUUUGGGAAUGGGUUGAACGGAUAGAAGCGCUGGAGAGGGAUGACAAAAAGGACGGGAUCUUGGGGAGGGAGAUCUUCGAUGGAGAUGAAAUGCUCGACUCAAGUCCUGGUGGAGGUGAGGAGGCGGCGUGGAGUCAGAGUCGGAACUUGCGGCGGAACUUCAGACGGCAUCGCAAGGAUGAUGAUGUUGGUGGUGGAAACGCAACAAGCAAGGCCGAAAAGGGAGGGUUCAGCCAGAUGACACAGCGAUUCCGAUCGAGACAUCAGCAAUCGCCGUCACAUUUUCCAUUGGGGAGAGCGCAUACCGGGAAUGUGCCUUUGAGCCAGAAGUAUGGCAUUCGCAGGACGGAGACCAGAGCCAGCCAUCAACCGGAGACGACAAUCACAAGUGGACCUACUCCUCCAAUGCCAGUGAUGAGCCCUGUCGACAGGGGGCAGAACACGAGCGGGGCGAGCACGAUAUACACGGUGAGGUAUGAAAACGGGGCAGACGUUCCCGAACCGGUCAUCAGGUGGAGAUCAAGCACGAAUCGCAAUACUUCCAAGAGGACCACUCAGAAGACUGCUCAUCGCGAUGCGGAGAAGGAGGCCCUGGAUGGCGUCGAUGAAGCACCGAAUCGGAAUCGCGAGCAGAGCAGGUGGAAGGGUGUGCCUAAUCCGUUCAAGCGGAAGCGGACAUCGCCUCCGCAGGAGGUCCAGCGUGCGCGACAGGCUGCGAAUGACAGCCAAUUGCCUUCACAUAACUUUUCGAAGUGGGAUGUGAGGAAUCGACUCGGUGUGCUCGCGGCCGAGACUGGCGAACGGAUCCGGGAUCGAGCUGCCACCCGCAGUACUGAGCCGCAGGAGACUCUGCCUGUGACGAUCAUCCCAGCGCAACCUCGUGGAGGACGGACGUGGACGCCAGCUGCGGCGGAAGAGGAGGAGUCCUUGGUCAAACAACGGAGUGGAAACUCUGACAGCCCGCCGCGCUCAGCUGACACGACUGUCACCACUUCGUCGACUCUAACCGCGAAUCCGUACCAUGCCCGCGAACCUCAGUCUCAAGCCCGGGCAGCGCACAACGGUAGAGAACCGACUCCGCCCGUGCUGCAAUUGCGACGUACUGAGAUUCCGCGGUCCGACAACAUUAGCCCUACAACAGCAAGGAGCGGGCCGCCGCGAGCGGACGACAUCAGUCCUGCGGCAGGACGUAAAGGCGCAACAGUCGUUGUGCCAGCUCCUCCACGACGAACACCUGACCAACGAGCAACACCAGCGGCAGAGGAUCGUAGUGCGGCAGGCUCAGCUCCGCCGUGCAAUACACCUGGGCGGUCCACAUCGAAUGAGUGA
This is a messenger RNA of Zymoseptoria tritici IPO323, 2527 nucleotides long. RefSeq lists its product as uncharacterized. The record is from RefSeq and is a predicted model, not a curated record. Gene Ontology annotation, cellular component: plasma membrane. Gene Ontology annotation, biological process: cellular response to pH. The transcript has a single exon. NCBI's taxonomy places the organism in Eukaryota, Fungi, Ascomycota, Dothideomycetes, Mycosphaerellales, Mycosphaerellaceae. The coding region runs from base 158 to 2527 and encodes 789 amino acids.